Ambispora gerdemannii is the source of this 1257-nucleotide messenger RNA. Lineage: Eukaryota; Fungi; Glomeromycota; Glomeromycetes; Archaeosporales; Ambisporaceae. The record is from the annotation of a GenBank genome assembly.
AUGGCACCUCCAAAGCAAAUAGGGCCACCACAACGCACUAUAAAACGUCCGGCCCUUAGCGAUGUCAUCCCUACUAAACCAUUGGCUCCAAUUACACUCAGACACCCGCCAAAUAAAAAUGUGACAACAACGGUUGUUGGGGGUACAGCUGCUGUAUAUACAAGAAGAAGAGUGACGCGUGAAAAUUUGGGCGCUAUUGAAAACCACCAUCACCAUCAUAGCCAGACAUUGAUAACUCGUGAAGAAAAGGCUGUGAGUAAUAAUAGACAACAAGAAAGAGUUAAUAAAAAUGUUUCAACAACUUCAGUUGCUGUCGCCGCUUCCAAUGUUACUAGAACUGUUGCUGCUUCUACUACUUCCACCACUACAACAUCCUCACAUCAUUCAAAGAGAAUCAAAGUUCAGGAGGAAUGGGAAGAUCUUGAUAAAAACGAUGUUAACGAUCCGUUGAUGGUCUCAGAAUAUGUUGUUGAAAUAUUUGAAUAUUUGCAUGAGCUUGAAAAAGAAACAAUGCCGAAUCCCAACUACAUGGAAUUCCAAAAAGAAUUACAAUGGAAAAUGCGCUUGAUACUAGUCGACUGGCUCGUCGAAAUCCACAACAAACUCCGUCUUUUACCCGAAACAUUAUUUCUAACCGUUAACAUUGUCGAUCGCUUCCUCUCGGUACGCGUCGUCUCGCUAGUGAAACUCCAGCUGGUGGGAAUCACGUCAAUGUUUAUUGCGGCGAAAUAUGAGGAAAUUUGUGGUCCAUCAAUCAAGAAUUUCAUCGUCCUCUCCGACGGCGGGUACUCUGAAGCAGAAAUGUUGAAGGCCGAACAGUAUAUACUGCAAACGCUCGAUUUCAAAUUGAGUUAUCCAUCACCGAUGAAUUUUUUGAGGCGAGAUUCCAAAGCGGAUAAUUACGAAGUUAAUGCUCGCACUAUUGCAAAGUAUCUUCUUGAGAUCAUGUUGCUGGAUCAUCGGUUCUUGGCUACACCACCGUCUAAAGCUGCUGCUGUCGCUUUAUAUCUUGCGCGUUAUGUGAUUGGAAAUAUAGAAUGGCAUGCAAAUUUAGUACAUUAUUCGACAUACACUGAAGAACAACUUUUGCCGAAUAUCGAAUUGCUCAUUGACCAUCUGAAAAAACCUAGAAAAGUAGAGGCAGUAUAUAGGAAAUAUUCGGCUAAACGAUUCAUACGAGCCAGCGUCUACGUGCAGGAAUGGAUCAACAGAAAUUAUAGGGACACCACUGCCACCACAACAGAAAAUUAUCGUUAA